Messenger RNA from Mauremys reevesii (Reeves's turtle), 6215 nucleotides. RefSeq names its product MLLT1 super elongation complex subunit (gene MLLT1). NCBI's taxonomy places the organism in Eukaryota, Metazoa, Chordata, Testudines, Geoemydidae. Gene Ontology annotation, cellular component: super elongation complex. The record is from RefSeq and is a predicted model, not a curated record. Bases 1312 to 2952 code for a protein of 546 amino acids. Gene Ontology annotation, biological process: regulation of DNA-templated transcription. The transcript has 14 exons.
AUUGGGGAAAGGGGAAGCAGUGGGGCUUUUGCCCCUCUGCCCCCUCAGAGACAUGGGGGGGAUGAUACAGUUGGCUGUAGCCAGCUCACAACCUACCCAGACAUGGGAAGGGGGGUAUGAUGGAUAGCAGCAGGCCUGUUGCUCCCUCACUCAGACAUGAGGAAAGAAGGACAAUAUCAGUAGCAGGGCUCUGUAUACUGCCCCCUCCCAGGAUGAAUGAGCAGAGCGACUGCAUUGCCUUCUCUAGGCAUUAGUUUGGAGGAGGAUCAGUGUCAGCAUUAAGGUUAUUGUCCUGCGACUCUCCUUCACUCAGGCCUGCUUGAGGGGAAGUCAUGUCAGCAGUAGUGGUAUUGCCCCUUGUCAGACAUUUGUGGGGGGAGAGGGAGAAGAGAUAGUGUUAUCAACAUGGCUAUUGCUGGCCCUGGACAUGGGGGGAGGCCCUGCAUUCUCAGAACAAGUAUUAUACCCUGCUUGGCCAAAUGGGAGAUCAGGGCUAGAAGUUUAUUUCAAGUCAUCUUUUUUAUUUCAGAUCAUCAUUUUUCCCUAGUCUUUUUCUGUGUGUCCGUGUAUGUCUUUUGCCUGGAGUGUAACAUAUCCGCACAAAUACAGGCUUAUGAAGUCAUACGGGAGGCUCAGUUAGUGCUUGAUUGAUAAUCCAUACGGAAGCGAGAAUAGGUAGAGUUGAUGACUUGAAAACAAUUGGUACAUAAAAAGAAAACUAGAGGGGAGGGUUGAAGACUUUCAGUAAAAUAUUGUAGCAUAUAUUCAUCCCCCCCAUCACCAGUUGAACAGGGCUUUUUGUUCCUUGGGGGCAUGAGAGGAAUCUCUUCCUCCAUUAUUUCAAAUGGGGCAAAUUCAAAUAUUUUAGGAAGGGAGGUUUUAUUUGGAUUUCCUUUCAGCUAUUAACUGGACCUGAAGAGAAUGUUGAGAAUAAUUCUCGCUCGAAGCUGUUCUUUUCUAUAUUUAAUUUUCCCCUCAUCCAUGUAGUUUUAGCUGAGAACUGCAUGGGACUUCUUCCUCACUGAAACUGAGGAACCUCCAUAGGGUUGAUAGCCAUUUAUACUUCAUUCAACACACUACUUUUCAGAGAAGUAGCAAAAUUUAAGGUGUAGUUGAAGCUACAGAAUAAAAUGAAUCUGCUGAAAGGAAUUCCUGUUUGAACAUCACGGGAAAUAUCCCAGAUAAACUUGCUUUCAAGAGGUUUCCCCCAUGGACGUCAGAAUUUAGUGCACGGUGCAAGUGAAGCUGGAGCUGGGGCACCGAGCCCAACUCCGGAAAAAGCCCACCACUGAAGGGUUUACUCAUGACUGGAUGGUAUUUGUCCGUGGCCCAGAACAAUGCGACAUCCAGCACUUUGUGGAGAAGGUGGUCUUUCGGCUACAUGAGAGCUUCCCUAAACCCAAACGUGUGUGCAAGGAGCCUCCUUACAAAGUGGAGGAGUCUGGCUAUGCUGGUUUCAUUAUGCCCAUUGAAGUAUACUUCAAAAAUAAGGAGGAACCGAAGAAAGUUUGCUUCACAUAUGACCUUUUCCUGAAUCUGGAGGGAAACCCACCCGUGAACCAUCUUCGCUGCGAGAAACUGACAUUCAACAACCCCACCAAGGAAUUCAGACACAAACUUAUUAAGGCUGGAGGGGUGAUGGUAAUGCCAGAAGGAGCAGAAACGGUCUCCAGGCCAAGUCCUGACUACCCUAUGUUACCCACGAUACCGCUCUCUGCCUUCUCUGAUCCCAAGAAGACCAAACCAUCCCAUGGGUCAAAGGAUGCAAACAAGGACAGUAGUAAAGCAUCCAAACCACACAAAGUAACCAAGGAGCAUAGAGAGAGGCCAAGGAAAGACUCUGAGAGCAAAAACUCCUCCAAAGACCUCGAACGAGAACAAAGCAAGCCUUUGAAAGAUUCCUCCAGAAAACCAGCUGAGAACAAACUGCCUAAGGACGAGAAAGCACCUCCUAAAGCUGCUUUCAAGGAACCAAAACUGUCCCUGAAGGAGACCAAACUGGAGAACACUUCUCCAAAGGGUGGACCACAGCCGGAGCCAAAAUCUUCCAGCAAGAGGCCCUCCAAUGUGGAGUCACCAAAGCCUAGCGCCAAAAAGCAAAAAAAGAGCAGCUCCAAAGGGGUGAAGAACAUCCCAGGAACUUCUCCCCGAACCGCGUCUUCCUCAUAUCCAGAGAAGAAACAAACCAAGGAGAAGAUGAAUGCCAAAGUGGAGAAAGUAAAAUCUGAAAGUGAAGCCAAGGAGAUCAAAAAACCCGUGGAGAUGGAGGAGUCAAAUUCAGAGGAUGAAACUUCUUUUAAAUCAGAGGGGGUGAAGUCUGUCCACUCCAGUCCUUCCAACUCCAGUUCCAGCUCAGACUCCAGUUCUGACUCGGAUUUUGAACCAUCUCAGAAACACAGUCAAGGCCCACUGCGCUCCAUGGUAGAGGAUCUACAGUCGGAGGAAUCGGACGAUGAUGACACCUCUUCUGAGGAAGAGGCAGCAGUCAAAGCUAACCCAGUCAGCCGGGAUUCCAGAUUGAGUCUUAGCGACAGUGACAGUGACAACAGCGCGGACUCCUGCCUGCCGAGUCGAGACCCCCCUCCCAGUCAGAAACUACCGCCAACUAAUAAUAAGGCCUCUGGAAGAAAGAGUCCAGAAUCUUGCAACAAGCCAGAAAAGAUCCUGAAGAAGGGAACAUAUGACAAGGAUUGCUUAAAUGAGCUCAGUUUUGCUGGUACAUGCAUGAAUAACUCUGGGACAGCUUUACAGGCCUACACGGACGAAUUGGUGGAGCUUCACAGACGGCUAAUGGCGCUGCGGGAACGCAAUGUACUACAGCAGAUUGUCAAUCUCAUUGAGGAAACUGGGCAUUUUAACGUUACCAACACAACCUUUGACUUUGACCUUUUCUCCUUGGAUGAAACGACCGUCCGUAAGCUGCAGAGUUAUUUGGAAGCAGUGGCAACAUGACGCUUAGCCUUGGAAGCGGGCUGCUUUUGAAACCAGAAAUCCCAUCUCUUGGUACCAGGAAAUAAACCCGUGGAACUAGGCCUUUUUACUCUCUCAAUUCACCCGAAGCACUGCCUUAGAGAACAGCCAUGCUCUGUGAAUGCACAGCCUGCUGCACUUUUUUCAAACAAGCACCCAUAUUGCUGAGUCUGUCCUCCCUCGCUUCGUAAAUACACUUGAGCACAGGUACUGAUUAGAGCAAAAGAUGUGCUGCUCCCAACCACACAAGAGUGUGACCUUUUUUGGUUUUACUUCAAGAAAUUGUGUCAUUAAGAAUACGUUUUCAGGUGUCUCUGAGAGCUGAAGAAAUUUGGACAAUGCUUUCUUCGCUGAAUCCAGGGACCAACUUGCCCACAAAGACUCAACUGAGUUAGAUUUCUCCCAGCUCGGGGAAGAAUUGUUUGUGCUGUGUAAGCAAGAUUGGCUUUUACAAAGCUAGCCACGUGACUUGCAACAGAGAAUGCUUCCCAAUGGGUCCUGUUGGUCUGUUGCAGAGGAAGUGGAUAGUUGUCGCUUUUGAUCAUCUGCAAGUUCUAGAGCGGUUUGGUACAACGUAUUGUCUGUAAUCUGAUCCCUGGAAGGCAUCGUUUCAUAUGCAGAGUGCAGGGCCUUAUUCUGUGUUUCAGCUUCUCAGAGAGACUGAGUUUGUGCUCUUUGAAGAGGCGUCCAGAAUCUGCUGUCUCCCACUGGGGUUUUGAGACUUCUUGUUGAUCCAAGCCCCUAAACAAAGUCUCACUCCUUUCAGUCUGCUUUAACUGUAAUAGGACUACAAAACUAAACCGUGUACAAGAAUGUGCUAUGGCAAGGUUAAGAGGAUUACCAGGAAAGGAUGAGACUACAGUACUAUCUCAAGCUCUGCAACUGGAUAUGGCUAAGUGAAGGAGUCGCACCAGAGACUUAGCUUUUUAAUGUUCUGCAGAUCCCUUGGGCUGUUCAGGGCUUAGUGAGUACAUUUAAACUAUAAGAGUAGUCAGUGCUUGUUGAGACUAUUUUUGAUGGAGGGAGUGAAUUCUGUAAUGUUGCAUUAUGUCCAAGCCCACUCCCAAAACUUUUUGGGUGUAUGGAGAAUGGCUCCAGGUAUUCAAAGCCCCAAAAUAACCUCGCUCCAGAGACUCUAGCCAAGGGAUGUGCGAUGAGUGAGGCCUUCCCCUCUAUGAAACAGUAACAGCAACAGUGUUAACUGAACUGUUUGUGUGGAAAGUCCCUAAGACUUUCACCUCCUCUCUUCUCCCUAGAUCAACUUCCUUCCCUGCUCCCAAAUCCCAUUUCUAAAUCAACUUCACCCCUAGCGCCCAUACUUACUGUAUUGGUCUUGGGACUCCGUAGCUUCCAGAUCUAUAGCACAAAGGACUAGAGAGAGGCACGCAGACACUUCCCAUCGUAUUAAAAACAGAACCUUCAUUGUGAUGCUCCCCAGCUGGGCCAAGGAGCAAGAGUCUUGAGGCUGUCCCUGAACAUAGCUGUGCCAUGUGGUAGUGCCUAGGGCUCUACCUUGGCCACUGUGCCGUCUGUCCUGGAUUUUUACUUUACUUGUGAAAUUUAACAAGUAUUACUAUUUCAUGGGAAUCUUUUUUUUAUAAAAGGUAUUUUACAUAUGAAUUUUUUAGACUGUUUAUAAUAAUCUGGGAAACCUGAAAUGGAAAUGUUCCCCCAACGAUAGUGUUCUCCUUUGUGUGCGCCUGCUGGUUGGUUAUUAACAGUACUUUGUUUCUCACAAGUACUUUGCCGGUAUUUUACCAAAUCAUUAGUUUUUUUGGGGUGGUGGUGGUGGUAGGAUUGGGGACCACAUGAGGAAUGACUCUGCAAACAAGGAAAAAUUGCUUAAAUCGUGGACCUCCCAACCUUUGUGUUCCCUCUUAGUUACGUAUAAGAAAAGUUCCACUUGUAGAUUCUCUAGUAGGCUGACUGGUAUUCUGAACAUGCCAUGUACAAGUAUUUGUGGAUAAAGUGUUUGUUCUUGUGUCACUCUUGAGAGCAUGGAUGGAUAAUUGUAAAAUAGAAAGGAGAUUUUGAUACUGCUACUGAUAGUACCACUACAAAUCUGUACGACGAUGCAUAGUAACGUGCAUUGUUUUAAAAAACAAAUGCAAUUGUCUGACUGUUUUAGCCAUAAUGGUUUUUCCAAGGAAAAUGGACAAAACUCUAGUUUACUCUAAAUGUCCUUCAGCUCGGUAUUAAGGGUGUGUACAAGUAAUGAUUAACCUGAAGGCUUUCAGAGUAAUGUGGAUGUGAGAUCAGGGCAUAGCUUUCCCUUUGUCCUUGGUCUAUGUAUAAAAGGGGUCAAGAACACUGUCCAGUUGUCUUGGUCUGAUCUGUAUUAAGCCUUGAGGCUUUCAUUACUGGCAUUUACUGGAGACACGGACAAAAGGUUGUGACCAGAUCACAGAAUGCCAGUUAGGAAGAAUAUUGGACACAAUAGUCAUGUAAAAUGGGCUUCGAUGUAGUCAGCCUGAAUAUAUGGAAGUGCAAUGAUUUAGCCACAAGUUCUUAUCCUGCUCUCCAUGGUGGGAGCAUCAGAACUAGUAAGGAGCUAGGAUGCAACAAUCUAGGACCAGUUCUUGUCAGAGAUCUUUAACUUAUUUUGAUGGUAAAACAUUUAAACUUCCCCUUAUGGAGCUUGCCCCAUCAUAUUCUCUGCAUGCAGAGACCUGUGUCAUUAUUGGUUCAGUAAAUUUCAAAUGUAAUGUUGUCCAAUGGCCACUAAUGGCUUUACAUGCACUAUAGCACAGUUGAUAUACUCAAAAGAAGCUUCCUUUAUCAUUUCAGGUGCCUGGCACUUGCUAGUUGACAUUUUGAAGUGUCAAAACUAGACACAACCAUUGUGCACCUUGUAAUGGUUAUUACUUUUAAAGAUAAAUUGAAAUCAGAUGGGUAUUGCUUUCAUGAGGCAUGAAAUAGCCAUCAAGAACUAAAGAGAUGAGUUUGCACUCCGAAAAGUGUGUAAGUACUUCAGCUUCUAGAUUUUUAAUUGUAUUCUCCCUGAAACCCAAGGUAUUAAAUACCUUGUCAUUUGAAGAUAUGAAAGGUUGUGCUGGGAAAUGAGUUCUUCACUCAACUAAAGAAAUUCAUCUGGCCCCCAGGAUUAAAAGAGAGAAGAAGAAUGUUUGUAAUAAGUUACAGGAUUGUUUCUGUCCUGAAUUUUAAACUUUUUGUUAAAUUUGUGGAAUUAUGGAGGAGUUUUCUAGAAAAACGUGAAAUAAAGUAAGAUGGAAAAGUAAAAACGA